AUGGAUGUCAAACCUACAGCGACAACGCGGUCGCGCCGCCGCAAGAUGCUCUGCAUCGUCCUCCCCCUCGUCAUCGUCAUUGUCCUCGCCCUCGCCCUCGGCUUAGGACUAGGCCUUGGCCUCAACAACGGCAACGACGACAACGACAAUGACAACAACAACAAUGGCGGCACGCCUCUCCCCUCCCCCAACAACACCAUCACCUGGACCCCCUCCGUCGCUUCAACCUGGCAAAUCAUCCUCUCGCACCCACCCGACAUCUCCUCCAACACCGCCCUAACCCCCAACGUAAGCAUCUACGACAUUGACCUCUUCGACACGCCUAAAUCUACUAUCGACGCGCUGCGCUCCCAGGGCAUCCGCGUGCUAUGCUACUUCAGCGCGGGGAGCUACGAGAACUGGCGUUCGGACGCCAAGGAUUUCAAAGAUGCGGAUCUGGGUAAGCCGCUAGAUGGGUGGCCCGGCGAAAAAUGGAUCGAUCUCAAAAGCGAGAAUGUGCGCAACAUCAUGAAGACGCGGGUGCAGUUGGCCAAAGACAAAGGAUGUGACGGUGUAGACCCAGAUAAUGUGGAUGGUUAUCAAAACGACAAUGGCCUCGGCCUCACGUCCGCAGACUCGAUAUCCUUUAUGCAAUACCUCUCCAACAUCACCGCCCCGCUCAACCUCGCCCUCGGCCUCAAAAACGCCGGCGACAUCAUCCCCACCGUCCUGCCCAUUGUCCACUUCUCGGUCAACGAAGAAUGCGUCAAGUACAGCGAAUGCGCUAAAUUCGCCCCCUUCAUCGACGCAGGGAAACCUGUGUUUCACAUCGAGUAUCCGGAUGGCGCGGGUGCCACGCAGGGAUUACGCACAAACGUGGUGAGCGAUUACUGUGCGAAGAGCGGCAAGGGGGCGGGUAGCGACAAGUUUAGCACCGUGCUCAAGAAGAUGGAACUUGAUGGCUGGGUCGAGUAUUGCGAUGGCUCUGUCAACGUUACCGAUGUCAAUGAGGCGGUUGGUGGCGGCCGGAACAAUAAUAGUAAUUCGAGCUAA
Messenger RNA from Bipolaris oryzae ATCC 44560, 1032 nucleotides. RefSeq names its product glycoside hydrolase family 114 protein. The transcript is spliced from 2 exons. Lineage: Eukaryota; Fungi; Ascomycota; Dothideomycetes; Pleosporales; Pleosporaceae. The record is from RefSeq and is a predicted model, not a curated record. Bases 1 to 1032 code for a protein of 343 amino acids.